AGCAGGCAGAAACGUUGUUAAUCAAAUAAGCAACGAAGAUAAAACAUAAACAAACAUUAAUGUGAAUUGAAAUCACCGAUUGUUCUAAGAAACUCGCCCACAGAGAAUUGUUGACUUGAAAUGGGCAAGAUUGGACUUCAAUUCAAAGCCGUAUUAGAAAACGUAACCGAUCUUCAAGCUUUUGGUGAAGAUUUUCGCUGGUAUUUGAAACUGAAAUGUCUUAACUGUGGGGAAGAGCCGGAAAAGUGGCAGUAUGUAGCUCUUACUGAAAAAUUCCCGUUAAAAGGAGGUCGUGGAGAAGCCAAUUUUGUGAGUAAAUGUAAACUUUGUGCACGGGAAAAUUCAGUUGAAAUUCUACUGGAUACAAUUAAGAAGUACACAAUUGAUGAUUCCGAAUCAUUUAAAACUAUAGUUGUUUUUGAUUGUCGAGGAUUAGAGCCUACAGAUUUCUCUCCAAGAGUUGGUUUUCAAGCGAUUGGAGAAAAUUCCAAUGCAUUAUUUGAUGACAUUAAUUUAGAAGAGAAAGAAUGGGUUGAUUAUGAUGAAAAAGCAAAUCUCUCUGUAUCCAUUGCUGAGGUGGAACAUAAAUUUGUAAAAGUGUAAGCGAAUCUAAGUGCCAUGUUAUAAAAAUUCAAAAUAAAUCGCUCAAGCAAUA
Messenger RNA from Parasteatoda tepidariorum (common house spider), 655 nucleotides. Its product is annotated as CXXC motif containing zinc binding protein. Gene Ontology annotation, molecular function: zinc ion binding. Lineage: Eukaryota; Metazoa; Arthropoda; Arachnida; Araneae; Theridiidae. The record is from RefSeq and is a predicted model, not a curated record.